Molecule: messenger RNA, 8061 nt
Organism: Stegodyphus dumicola
Lineage: Eukaryota; Metazoa; Arthropoda; Arachnida; Araneae; Eresidae
Cellular component (GO): Golgi apparatus
Source: RefSeq, a predicted model, not a curated record
GACCUAGGACGCAAAGGUCAGACAGUCAUAAGUGAGUUGGAUGAAACUCGUGAUCAGAUGAAAAUAAUGCAGGAAAAUUUUGCAUCAGCCGAGAGUGAGUGGAAAGUGCAAUUAGAAAAGUAUAAAGAGCAUAUUGCAGGGCUUGAAAAUGAAAUAUUAGAAAAAGACCAGAAAUUGAAAAAUAGUGAAUUAGUUGCAAAAAAUUUGGAAUCUGCUCGAUAUGAAUUAUCUGUUAAAAAUGCUGAGCUUCAAAAGAAGGUAGUUAUUGUCCAAGAAAAUGCUGCUAAGCAAUGUGAAAUGUAUAAUAAAGAAAUUGAAGGUGAAGUUGAAGAUUUAAAGAAAAAUCUGGAAAAGGAAAAAUGUCAUGUAGCAGAACUUCAAAAAGCCCUUGAUGACUUUAGUAGUCAGUCUGAGAACAAAGUUUUGAAAGCUAGGGUGAAAGAAAGAACAAAACUUAAAGCUUUGGAACGUGAACUUAAUGCAUUAAAAAAGGCUAAUGAAGAAAAACCAAAAGAAAUACUUGAACUCCAUCAGCAUAUUGCUGAGCUAGAAGAAGAUAAAGGAUCUUUGCAGCUUAAAGUUAUGGAACUUGAAGAUCAGGUCACACAACUAGACAAACUGAAAGAAGAACAUGUCAUGUUUGAAACUAAUAUUAAGGAAGCCCAGCAAAAAGUAGACAGUUUAGAAAAGGAAAUAACUUGUCAUCAAACUGAGAGAGAUAACUGGAUGCAAAAAUAUGAAACCUUGCAUGAAAGUUUUAAUAAUCUGAAGGAGAGCUAUGCUGCUUUAAGUGAGAAGAAUGCUGAAGCUCAGAAACAUAUGGAUUCAAUUAUUAUUUCCAAUGGAGAAAUGGAAAAUGAUUAUAAUAAACUGAGGCAAGAACAUAGUGAACUUGUUCGUAAGUACCAGGAAGCUGUGGAAAAUUUGCAGUUACUUACAGAUCAAAAAGUGGCAUUUGAAUUAAAAAAUAUUGAACUUGAAGAAAUGAGAGAGAAUGAUGAAAAGAUUAGAAGUGAGCUUCUGUGUAGAAUCCAAGAGCUACAGCAAUCAUUAAAAAAUGGAAGCAAACCUGAUAUACAGCUUGAAAGUGAAAAUGAAGCCCUCACUAUAAAAUUAAAAGAUGUGACUGAAAAGUUUGUACAGUCUGAAAAUAAGGUAACAGAGCUUCAAGAACAUAUUGAAUCACUUCAGAAAACAUUAGAAGAAUUAGAGAACAAACAUUCUUGUGAAAUAUCUCACAUGUCAGAAAAAAUAAAAGAUAUGGAAACAAAUUGUAUUACUUUGAAAGAAAAUGUUCAAUCUAUGAUAUCUCAGAUAGCAGAAAAAGAGAGGGAAAUUGAGGAAAUAAAAAUGAAAAAUGUAAGUGUUCAAGAUGAAUUGCAAGGUCUUCUGAUUCAUUUUCAAGCUAAAAAUGUGAAAGAAUGCAAAGAUUUUGCAGCUGAAAAAGAAAAUAAAUAUGUCCUCUUACAGUAUAAUUAUGAAAAGGUAACCGAAGAGAACAAUAAAUUAGUGAAUGAAAUCAAAGUUAUUACUCAAGAAUUAGACUGCGAAAGGCGUAGACUUGCAGACACUUAUGAAGAACAGCAUCAAGUUAUUGAAGACAGAAUUGCUAAAGAAAAAGCACUGUCUGAUACUAUUGAAGUGCAAUCAAAAAAACUGGUUGAAUACGAAGAAAUUGAACAGAAUUAUAUUUGUGAAUUGGAAUCAUUAAGAAACAAAUUAGUUGCUGAAUGUGCAAAUUCUCAGACAAAAGUUUCAUCACUUUUUGAUCAGAUAAAAGACCUAGAAAAUGAACUUUUCUCCUUGCGUGAUCAAAUGGACAUUGCAUCAAAAACAAAUAAAACAUUACAAGAAAAAUUUGAUAAAAACAAAUUAGAAAUAAAAAAUUUAAAUGAAAUACUAACUAAAAAUAACCUAUUGUUGCAAGAAAAAGACAUUCUAGUUGAAAAUCUAAAAUUCAACAUUUCUACUGCUGAAGAAUCAUUAGCUGAUAUGCAAAAUGAAAAUGAAAAGUUAAAUGAAAUCCUAAAAGAAAAUUAUUCCGAAAUUAUGUCACUAAAGCAAAAUAUUCAAACUCUUAACAGCAUAAUAACAGCAAAAGAUGAGAAAAUAUCUGAGCUUAUGCAUGGAUUGCAAGAAGCUGAAAAAUCUAUCGUAGCAAAAAAUGAACAAAUUAAGGAGGUUUUAGUGAAAGAUCAACAAGUAAAGGAACUCAAAGAACAAAAUGCUAUUUUUGAACAAGAAAAGAUGGAAUAUAAGCAGUUACUUUCAAUGAAAGAGAAUAUGUAUUUAGAAGAAAAGUCUCAUUUUGAAGCAAAACUAAAAGAAGUUAUUGAAGAAAAGAAAUUUCUUGAGCAAGAAAAGAUGGAAUAUAAGCAGUCCCUUUCUGUGAAGGAGAACACUCAUUUAGAAGAAAAGUCACACUUUGAAACUAAGCUGAAAGAAGUUGCAGAGCAGAAAAAAUUGCUGGAACGCAUGCUAAAUGAAAAAGCAGAAGAAUGUGAAUCUUUGAAUCACAAAAUUGAUCAAAUGGAAGAUUUACUGAAACAAAAGGAAAUUCAAAUAAAAAGCAUGUUAGAAAAUCUGUCAUCAACUAAUGAAGUAGAAGAAAAAUCAACUCUUCACUUUGAAAGCCAACUUGAAGCAAAGACGAGAGAAAAUAAAACUCUUGUGGAAGAAAAUAACAGUUUACAGAAAAAAAUUUCUGAGCUGAAAAUUGCUAUUAAUGAGCAAUCUCAGGAAUUAAAUGAUGCUAUUUCAGCUUUGGAAACAUCUCAAGUACAAUCCCAAAAUCUCUCAAAUAAAAUACUUCAGUUAGAAAAUGAUGUUAAGCUUUCUGAAGACACUAAAAAUGAAAUGAAUAUUCAUAUUUGUGAUCUAGAAGCUCAAGUUUUUAACUUGAAUGAAUUAAGUAAUACUCUAAAAAAUAGCAUUGUUUCUCUCCAACAAGAGCAUUCGCUGCAGGUUUCAAAUUUAUCUGAGGAAGUUACAAAGUAUAAAAAUGAAAUUAAUACCAUCAGUGAUAAAUUAUCAGUCUGUGAAAAGGAGAAAAAAGAACUCAUUGAGCAGUGUAAUUUGCUGCAAAUUUCCUUGACAGAUGUUGAAAUAGAUAAAAAAUCAAAACAAGUUGAAACUGAAUCUCUUUAUGAAAAAAUUAAUGCACUUGAGGCUAAUAUGUCGGAGAAAAGUAAAAUUUAUGAUGAUGAGAUAAAAUCACUUCAGGAUAAAAUAAAAUAUUCUGAUGAAGCACUUAGUAGCAAAAGUUCUGAAGCAGAAUCUAGUUUGCAAAAAUGUUUAGUUGAAAUUAAUCUUUUACGUGAUUCAGUAGAAAAAUUAGAGCAACAGCUGAAUCUUUCAGAUGAAGAAAAACAAGAGAUUAAAAUUGAAAAUGCCUGUUUGCAGGCAGUGGUUAAUGAACAUGAAAAACAUAUUGCCAAUCUGAAUGAAAAAUUAAAUGCUGAGCAAGAAAAGAACUCUGAAAAUCUCCUAAUGUAUGAAAAUUAUAAACAGUCAGUUGAAACAAAAUUAUGUAAUUUGCUUAGUUUAAAACAAGAUUAUUGUAAAGCAUUAAAAAACAUAAUAAGCUUGUAUGGGAUUGAGGAAGAUACAUCUUAUGUAGAUUCUGAAAAUUAUAGCAUUAAACCAGUUCAAGAAUUUUCACUUGAAUCAAAGAGUGUAAUAAGUAGAAUAAUUACAAAAGUAGAAAAUAAGUUCAAGUCGCUCCAGGAAGAAAUUUCAAAGUACCAAAAUAAUUACCAAUCUUUGAUGUCAUUAUAUGAAUCUCGUGAACAGGAUUUUGAUCGUUUACAGAUUGCAAACCAUGAGCUAGAAAUGGAAAGUGAAUUUCUAAAGCAAUAUAUUAUGAAUUCAUCUCAAGUUAUUUCUACAAACAUAAAACAAAACGAUGAAAAGUUUGAUCUGAUUAUCAAGAGUCUUGAAACAAAACUUGAAAAUGUACAAAAUUUAAAAUCUAAACUUUUAAUAUUAGAUAAAGUCGUAAACAAUCAGCAUCAGCAGAUUCUUUCACUUGAAGCUACAAAAAAUUCUCUAUCAAAUUUAAUUAAUGAUUAUGAUGUAGAAAAAGAAAAUUUAAUGAAAGUUCAACUUUCUGAAAUACAGUGUUACAAAGAACAAAUAGUGCAGCUUGAGACUUCGUUGAAGGAAGCCACUGAGAACUAUUGUUCUUUAAUGAGAGAUAUUGAAAAGAAACAUAAUAUGUUUGAAAACUGCCAAAAAGAAGUGCUGAGAUUGUCUAAUUUGCUGUCAGCUAAAGAUGAAGCAAUCACUAAAAUGAUGCAAGAGAAGCAAAACAGUGAUAACACUGUAAUGGCUUUACAGACAGAAAUCUCACGGGCACAGUCCUCAGUUGUUUUAUUGCAAAAUGAAAUAAGUGAUUUAAGAAGGCAACAAAAGGAAUAUUCUGAACAGUCACAAGUCUUAGAAUCAUCUCAUAAUGUGAGCAAUAGGCUACAAGUAGAAGUAGAAACCUUAAAAAAUGAGCUUGCUUUUUGUGAAGAACAGAAAAAUUCAUUGCAACAACAUUUAGAUAACUGUAGCUCUCAGCUUCAGCAGUCUCUGACAGAAAAGUCCAGUUUGGAGUCUAACAUGGAACAGAUGCAACAUAAAUUAAAUGAUCUUAUAGAAACAAAUGAGAAUUUAUCAAAUUCCUUAGAGGAAUGUCAUUUAGUAUUAAAUAGUACCCAAAAAAACUGUCAAGAGUUAGAGCAGCGGUAUGUGGAGUGUAAUCAGAAAUACGAAGCUAAAUGUAAAGAAAAUGAAAAUUUACAGUCAUCUCUUGAAAAGGCUACAGAAAGUGUUUUAUGGAAAGAAAAUUUUGAACAAUUGAAAUGUACUUUGAAAAAUAUUAAAAAUGUCCUUUCCAAAGGUGAGAGUAUUAGUGAUUCUGAUUUUGUACAAGAAUCUUUACGCAGACUUAGAGAUGAAGAGAUUAUUGAAUUAUUAUCUGCAUUUUAUUCAGAAAUUUUGAACACAAAAAAAUCACAAUUAGAGGAAAUUAAAAAUCUCAAAAAUUUUAUUGAAAUAGGCGAGUUAAAAAAUAAAGAACUCUCUGAAGAACUGGAAACUUUAAAAGGAAUAUCGCAAAAGUGUGAAAGAGAUGUAAAUCCCAUUAUACAGCCUUCUGAACCAACAAAAGAUGCUUGUAUUAUUGAUGUGCCGACUGUCAGUUCAAAUUUAACUGAAAAGUUACUGCAACAAAGUCAUUCAGUAUCUUUUGCAGAAAAACAAAAUGAAGAAUUAAAGCAAGAGAUUAAUACAUACAAAGUAAAAUGUGCAAAGAUGCUGACGAGAUUAAAACUAUUUAAAGAGAAAAAUGAUAAACUUACUGGUGAAUGGAAAGAAUUAAAAGAUAAGUAUGAUGAACUAAUUGUAUAUAAUGAUGAAAGAAUGAUGAAAGAAAAAGAAUAUUUUGAUGAGAUAAUUGCACUUAAAAAUGAAAAUGAAAAUCUUAAUAUGAAUUUACAAUUUGUUGAAAAGCAAAAGAAAUUAGAGCUUGCUGAUGCUAAUGAUAUUAUCAAUCAACUGAAGAAACGUUGUGCUUUGUUAGAUGAGGAAUGUUGCAAAAUUAGACAAGAACUGCAAGAAUACAAAACUGCCUGUGAGGAAUAUGGUGUUUCUUAUGAACUUCAGAGAGAAGAUAAUGAAAGACUUAAAGUAAAGUUAAAUGAAAUAAUGGAGCAAGCUGAAGAUGCAAAAUCAAAAUUAAAUGAGCUUAAUUUUGAGUUAAAUAAUUUGAAAAAUGAAAAUAAACGUUUGUGUCAAGAAGCUCAGAAUUUGAGAGAACAUUCAGAUAUGUUACUUUCUGAUAAUGAUAUGUACCAGAAUCUCAUAGAAAAACUGACAGCUGCCAAACAUUCUUUAGAACAAAAAUUGCAGGAAACAAAAGAAAAAUACGAUAUGGACUUAAUAAACCUAGAAAAAAAUUUCAACUCUGAGCUUGCUAAGUAUAAUACAGAGAAGAGAAUGUCUACAGAAAAUGAAACAUACAUAAGUGACUUAGAAAAAGAAUGUCUCUCUUUAAAAGAAAUGUGUUCUGAAUUAAAUUUGAAAAAAGAAACUCUUCAAAAAGAUUGUGAUAUCUAUCAUAGGAACAAUAAUUUGUUGGAAAAAGAAAAAUUAUAUUUACAACAACAGCUUCUGGAAAAAAAUGCUGAACUUGAAAAGAUAAAAUUGAAACUUGGUGAUGCUGUGAAUAAUCUAUCUAUUGAAAGUUUGCAUUUGGAAAGGCACGGAGUUUCAGUUGUACCUAGUGAAACAAAUGUUGAUUAUCUAAGUCAGGAGAAUGCAGAUUUGAAAAGCAAACUUAAUUCUUUAUCUGAAGAAUUAAAUGCAAUACAGAAAAAUUUUGAGAUAUUACAGCAAGAAAAGUGUGACAAAGAUAAUGAAGUAUUGCAACUUCAAAAUAAACUCCAUAAUGUUGUUCAGAUGUCUGAUAUUGUUUCUGCAGAUCAAAAAGAUGCAAGAAAUUUAAAAAUAGAACUUCAGCAAGCUAUGAGUAGUUUGCAUCAUCAAGGCUUGAGAUGUGAAGAAUUAAGUCAUGAAGUUAGCAAGUUACUUGAAGAAAGAGAUACAUUGAGAUGGAAACUAAAUCAAUAUCAACAGCUUAGUUCAGAAAACAAAACUAAAAUGGACAAUAGCACAAAUGACUCUGUAAUGCCUGCUUCUUCUGAAUUAGUUUCAAUAAAGAUUGAAAGUGCUCAAGGUACUUCUGUAGCUGCUCUGAGAGACAGAUUAAUUGAAACAGAAAAGUUAUGUCAAGAAUUACGGAGAUCAAACGAAGCUUUAGCACUUGCUCUGAAUAUUGAAAGAGAUCAGAAAAAGAUGAUGGAAGAACAAUUAGGUUAUGCAAAAGAGUUUUUUAAUGACGAGAAACCAUCUGAUGAGUAUCAAAUUUUACUUGGUGAUGUCAAUGAACCGGAAAUGUUUGUAGAGACCAAUUUCUCCAUCAGUCGUAGCAUGAGGACACAUUCUUACAAGUUUCGCCGUUGGCUGAAGGGAAGAAAGAAUUAUGUGUGCAGAAUGGUGAAGAGUAGAAACUAUCCUCAAUUAGUUUAUAUAUUUUAUUUAUGCUUCAUUCACAUAUUUCUUUUAACUUGUGUCUUGAGGUAGCCAUUCAGUAGUAUAUUAAUAAGUGGUAAGAUAUUUUCGUAGAAUAUAUAUUGAGAGAAACUUCAAAUUUCUGUGAUAAUUUUCUCAGUUUUCUAAAAUAACAAUAUAACUGUUUUACACUGUAAAAAUAUAUAGAAAUUUUAUCAGAAUUCUUGCAUUGCAUUUUUAAGGUAUAUUGCAUUUUAAGAAAUAAUCUAAGUGAUGUUUACAGUUUUAAAUUCCAACUUUUUUCUUUCAUAGUCUAUAUAUUUAAAUUUAAACUGAUUGUGUGUAUAUUUUUAAUAUUGUUAGUAAUUUUUUGUUUUGUCAUAUUAAGAGGAAUUGCAGUGUUAAUACAGAUGAUAUGUAGAUGCAAAUGUGCCUAUGAUAUACAGUGAAUGCCAACUGAAUUCAUUGAAAGACUAGUGAAAAUACUCAUAAUUAUAUUCCAAAAGUGUGAUAAACAUUGUACCUAUAAAAGUCCUUAUCUGACCUUUAUUAUUGCAACUGUUUAGACAUAUGCUUCCAAUUAAAACAAAAUGCUUAAGUUAAAACAAUUCAUGUUGUAGCAUUUUUAAAUAUAAAGAAAUCUGUUUUGUAAACAUUACAAAAUCUAACUUUUUAUAUGCUCUCCCAAUUCCUAAACUUAUGUUUAGGAAAAUGCUAUAAUCAUUUAAAAAAAAUAAAGCUGUUAGACUUCUGUAUGACUGAGAUAUUUCACUUCAAAAUUUGUGAUUUUUUACCUCAUUUUUAGUUUGUGCUGAAGGAUUGGUUAACCAUUUGAGAACGGGAUGGCCAUUAUAGGGGCCAUAGAGUCCUCUGUUUGAAAGGACGGGGUUGUCCACUUUAGUGGCCAUGUCUUUUUCCCUCAUUUUCCAGGCUGAAAGAGUGGGGUGAAAUGUCAAAUUUGACGUCCCUGGGGUUAAGUUGGAAUGAAUAUUUUACUUUCCAUUA